Pangasianodon hypophthalmus (striped catfish) is the source of this 915-nucleotide messenger RNA. RefSeq lists its product as uncharacterized. The coding region runs from base 1 to 915 and encodes 304 amino acids. The record is from RefSeq and is a predicted model, not a curated record. Gene Ontology annotation, biological process: response to bacterium. NCBI's taxonomy places the organism in Eukaryota, Metazoa, Chordata, Actinopteri, Siluriformes, Pangasiidae. The transcript is spliced from 4 exons.
AUGAACGCUGUGAAUCAGCCGAACUCAGUGAUCACUGCUGCUUCUGGUGAUAACGUGACUCUACACUGCUUUCGAAUGGAAGAAGGAAACACUGAUCCCAUCAUUUGGUACAAACAAGCAGUAGGACACGAGCCUCGUGUAAUGCUCACAGUUCAUAAACUAGCACAGAAUCCCAUUUUUGAAGAUGAGUUCAACUCGCCGAGGUUUACUGUUGAGAAUUUAAAAGAAAGCUGCCAUUUGAAAAUUCCUAACGUGGAACCAUCAGAUGAAGCCAUUUAUUACUGUGGAUUAAAAAAGUUUGCAAUAGCAUUUGGAAAAGGAACAUUUUUAUCAGUGAAAGGAGAUGGAGAUGUAAAAGUGUCAGUGUUGCAGAGCAGCGUGUUGGACUCAGUUCCUGCAGGAGCCUCAGUGACUCUGCAGUGCUCGGUUCUCUCUGAGAGCAGAGCAGCAGAUCUCCAAGUGCUCUGGUUCAGAGCUGUUCCACCACAAUCCCAUCCUCAAAUCAUUUACACUCAUCACAACAGCAGCCAUCAGUGUGAGAGCAGCUCUUCUACACACACCUGUGUGUACAACUUCUCCAAGAACAUCCUCAGCCUCAAUGAUACUGGCACUUACUACUGCGCUGUGGCUGUGUGUGGGAAGAUCAUUUUUGGGAACGGGACAAGAAUAAAAUUGAAAGAACCUGUGGAUCCUGUAGUGAUCUUCCUCGCUGUAGCUUUGGGAGUGUGUGUGGUUGUGAUCUCUGUCCAAGCUAUUUUAUUCUGUAAAUGGAAAAACCAUGAACAAUGCACAAUGCUGUGGAUGGCCAAACUUGAGGCCUUUGACGAGGUCUCUCCAGUCCAGCUCGAGGCCUACACUGCUGCUCCACCUCCCUGCUCUGCUGAGGACAUCAUUCAGCUCCACCUGCUCUGCUGA